Messenger RNA from Aspergillus melleus, 2125 nucleotides. RefSeq lists its product as uncharacterized. NCBI's taxonomy places the organism in Eukaryota, Fungi, Ascomycota, Eurotiomycetes, Eurotiales, Aspergillaceae. Gene Ontology annotation, molecular function: 3'-5' DNA helicase activity; four-way junction helicase activity; nucleic acid binding. The transcript has 2 exons. The coding region runs from base 465 to 1988 and encodes 507 amino acids. Gene Ontology annotation, cellular component: chromosome; cytoplasm. The record is from RefSeq and is a predicted model, not a curated record. Gene Ontology annotation, biological process: double-strand break repair via homologous recombination.
CUCUCAUCCAUUGAUCUUGUGAAAUAGCUGCUGUCUUGUCCCUAAGUGAAGGUUGAACCGAAGGGUCAAAGUCCAUUUAGACCCCCACGUGAUAUCGCGUUUCUUCUUCGCGCCGCGCGGUUUCCACCGAAGUAAAUCCAUCCUCAACUUUCUCAACUUCCCUUCAUCCUGCGGCCAGUCUCGGAGAUGCCCGAGAAAUAAGAUGGUCAGCGCGAACACCAAGCGCCGGAAGGUCGAUUUGGACUUUUACCUUCACCGUGUCUUCCGUAAAAAGUCGUUCCGGUGUGUAGUAACUCUUUCACACAGCAUGUCCGCCAUUAGCUAACGCAAACCACCUGUCCCAUUUGAUAGUCCCCUACAGCGCGAGGUGAUUACAGCAGCCGUAGAAGGCCACGAUGUUUUCUUACAGGCAUCGACAUCUUUUGGAAAGAGCCUGUGCUUUCAAUUGCCGGCGGUAAUCAGCCAUGGCGGUUGGUUUGUCCUCCACUACAUACAAUCGAGAACCCCAUCUGACUGAGAGAACACUGCUCUGCUGUCGGUGUUCGUUUCUAAUAGUAACCAUUGUCAUCUCACCUCUACUUGCAUUGAUGACAGAUCAAGUCAACGCUCUCCAAGCCAUCGGCGUCCCGGUAGCUACCAUCAACUCGACUACCCCUCUAGCAGAGAGACGAGAAGUAAUGACAGACCUGCUCUCGGGCCAUCCGAGGACCCGACUUCUCUACGUCACGCCGGAACUCUGCCAGACAGAGAUCUUUCGACGAAACUUACAAACCAUCCACAGCCAGGGAGAGCUAAGUCGCAUUGCCAUUGACGAAGCCCAUUGCAUUAGUGAAUGGGGUCACGACUUCCGACCUGCCUAUAAAGAGCUCUCCUGGUUCAAACGGGUCCUACACACCCCUUCUGUGCCUAUCAGCGCCCUCACAGCCACGGCCACCCCGCGCGUGCGCUCAGAUAUUAUCAGCUUGCUCGGACUGGACCCAGCACAUCUGCGGAUCUUUAACACCCCCUCCGCCCGUCCUAACAUCCACUAUGAGAUCCGAUUCCUCCAAGACUACGUCGAAGAUGCAGCAGACCCCCAAGACUUCCAGAUCAAGGACCUCGUCUCGUGGUUCAAGUCCAUCCAGCGCCGUCGAGAGGCGCGGUUGGGCGCCACCAUUGCCGCUUCCUUGCCCCCCGUCUCAGGCAUCGUGUACGUCUCGCUACGCUCAAUCUCCGAAAAGCUCGCCAACGUGCUGUCGACGGCGUGGGACGGAAACAUCCGCGCUGUAGCUUACCACGCCGGCCUCUCCUCUCAAGAUCGCACCCGCAUCCAGACGGAGUGGACUUCCCCCAAUCCCACACAGGAACACGAUGCCAGUCAUCCCUCGCCAUCUUUCUAUGUCAUCGUCGCGACCAACGCCUUUGGCAUGGGCAUCGAUAACCCGCACGUCCGCUUUGUCGUUCACUGGAGCCCUCCGCGCAGCUUUGAGGGCUUCGUCCAGGAAUCCGGUCGUGCCGGCCGCGACGGCCGCGCCGCCACCUCAAUCGUCUACUAUAACACGCAAGAGCGGGACCGCGUGCUCGAUCGCCUUCGCCGUGACGUUGAGAACGCAUACAACCGCGCCGGAGGACCCCGACCUGCAGGGAACGGAAACAAUCCCAACCCCAACAGCAACCGCCUCUCGAACAUGGAAAACCAAUACGCGCGCCUCCAGAGCUUCCAGAAAGUCAUCCAGUACUGUGAGUCGACCUCGCGAUGCCGCCACGACAUGAUCAAGGAUUUCUUCGGCGACCUAGAGCUCGAAUUGAUGGGUUCACAAGCUCCCGCGACAGAGUCCGCUGCCUCCUCCUCGCCCUGUGACUUUGCCUGCGACUUCUGCAAAGAAGGACCCGGGGGGUUGGCGAAACGGAAGGCCACAAUGCCGCCGGAGAACGACCUGGCCGAGUACCAGGAUUCCGGCGUCGCUUAUUACAUGCGGGACAUGUUUCCGUGGUCGUUUGGUGUUUGAAAGAGGGGGGUUUGUUCUCAUCGAAUCUCUUGUCCCGGCUUUCUUCUUCCUCUUCUGCCAUGUACAUGUAAUAGAUAGUGUUUGAUGUUCGGUGUACCGGGACUUAUGUUUUUACUAGUUAACGCGAUCAUGAUCGA